AUGAGUGUUUCCGCCCUUCCAACAGAGCUGCUCAGUAUGAUCUUUGAUGAGAUCCGAAGAAAAGAGGAUAUGCAAGCCGUUUCUCUCGUUUGCCACAAAUGGCGCGUUAAUCUUGCGCCGCUGAUGUGGUACACGUUGAACACCGAUCUUCUGCUAAGCAAAUCUCAGUCCAUGAAAGCACUUGUCAAUUCGCAGAGCUUGAUACUCCCUCAUAUCCGACGGAUUAUCAUAGCAACACCCCGACGAGUCGCGGGCGAUUCGUUUGAAAUGGACCAAAUCGAGCACAAAUUACGUCUACUGUUAACGUCCCUACCUCGCGACCGAAUCACGCACUUCAUGGCCAGCACGUUGAGACCCAGCCGUCAUACUAUCCACAUGCUUCUCAAAUCCCAGCGGAAGCUCGAAGAAUUGAACGUCCGCAUCAGGUCCGACGAGGCCUUCACGGGCAAGGGGCCACUUCCUCUCCACACAGCUGGUCCUUCGAUGGAGCCUCCACUGAAAGACCUCACUGGACUAGCUGUAUAUGUUCAUUGCCAUCCGAAGAUAGCGAAAAACUCUUUUGAGUACUACCGCAAACUUCUCACAUACGUUCCCAAGCUGCGGACCCUCUCCUUAGCCGGCACGUUCGAUGAAUAUCGGCCAUUCGACCAGCUGAACCUGCUUCACAUCCUACAACCCGACGUAAGGGAGCUCACCCUGACAAGUCUUACUACCUUACUUCUGAAGCAUAUCGACCUCGGUAUUAGCCACAAGCCAAUUUUCAGCAACAUCGAGUUUGCUAACCUUCGCACGUUAUCACUGAUUAACUGUAGUGACAUGGCCCGCUUCUUGGGCGGCCUCCUGAUACGACGCGCCAAAAACGACUGCGGCUAUCUUUCCGAUCUCUCUGAGUUGGAGAUUUCAUUCAAUCCCAAUUCGCCCUAUCCCGACGAUGACGUCCAGGUUGUGCAACACUUCCUUGAGACUGGUCCGAAGCUCGAGAAGCUCAUCUUGGACGUAUCGCGCCACGCCUUGAUAAACAGAAACGCUAUAAUCGCCCAGUCCAAUCUCAAGUCCUUGGAACUGGGGACGGGAAAGCUACGGCCUGCGCGUUCGUAUGCAGUAGAAGACGUCAAAGCGAUAUUGAGCGCCUGCCACGAGCUCACACACAUCGCUCUAAACCUCCCUGCAGUGAGCCUAGGAUCCCUUAUCGAUCUAGCUCACGACUUCAAAUUGGGAAGGCCCCAAAACUGUCUCACACAUGUAGAGACCGAGUUCGAAGCCAUGCUCACCGUACUCGCCCAACACGCCCCUCUUCACACCCUCCGCAUACUGAACCUCCCAACUUUCGACAAGACCGAAAGACCACACAGACCUGACUCGCUCAACGCUACCGAACACCGAUUAGCCCGCGUUCUGUACCAGAAUUACGCAACGGAGAUCAUGCGCUUCAUGGCAAAGCGCGGUACCGCACCCAUUGUUCUCGACACCCGGCCUACCAUCACAUACCAGCUCUUCGAUGAGUGUCUAUGGCCUACAUAUCUGUUCAAUAAAGGCCAGCUGAGGGUAAAGGAGAAGGAGCGAGCAAACCUUUGGACGUUCAGCGACACCAAGUUGCUACCGCUUCGCCUAAGGCACGAAUACAAGUGA
Alternaria hordeiaustralica is the source of this 1629-nucleotide messenger RNA. RefSeq lists its product as uncharacterized. NCBI's taxonomy places the organism in Eukaryota, Fungi, Ascomycota, Dothideomycetes, Pleosporales, Pleosporaceae. The transcript has 3 exons. Bases 1 to 1629 code for a protein of 542 amino acids. Gene Ontology annotation, molecular function: protein binding. The record is from RefSeq and is a predicted model, not a curated record.